This is a messenger RNA of Aedes albopictus (Asian tiger mosquito), 739 nucleotides long. RefSeq lists its product as uncharacterized. The transcript has 4 exons. Lineage: Eukaryota; Metazoa; Arthropoda; Insecta; Diptera; Culicidae. The coding region runs from base 139 to 501 and encodes 120 amino acids. The record is from RefSeq and is a predicted model, not a curated record.
GGCUAUUUAGUUCAUACUUCGAUGAUCAACCACUCGCAGUAUUGAUUGUGAUCUUGAGCAGAAAGAGUUGAGUUUUCAAACGUAGAAAGUAUUGAACGAAGUGGCAUAGAAAUCCCAAUUUAACGUAGUUCAAAAAAAAUGGCAUUGAAAUCGGACUUGAUAUGGGAUAAGCUAAACGAGCGGCUUUCUCAGAUCGAUCGUAGUAAACGUUCAUUUACGGUGGUUCUGUUCGUUCAUUUACGACAGGAAGGGAAAGUAGUCAGAAGUGUGGUACUAGACUUCUGUGAUCUGAAAAUUUCGGAAAUUGAACCCGCAGCCACCAGCACCGCAGACUACCCGGCCGAGCGCAUCGAUGCGUCCGUUACGAUUGACGAUAACGAUUUCUACCUGGUGGCAACGAAGGAAAUCACAUUUGCAGCCCUUAUCGAACAGGGAAAAGUGGAUAUUACUGGAAACAAACAGGCCUUUCUAACUCUGGACGAAAAGUUCAGAAAGAAGUGAGUCCGAAGAUUUCGAAUGGACUGAUAUGGAUAAGCCACUGUGAAAUACGCAGAACAACGCAGAAAAACGCAAAAACAACAACCAAUUGGCAGAUAAAUGUGAAUGAUUUAUAAUGAAAUACAAUCAGUGAUUGCAUAACGCCAUUAGGGGAAAUCUAGGCGAUAAACUUGGGAGAGUUUUUUUAUAGAUGUUGUUAAUGAAAAUUGUAUAAAAAUAACUGAAUACCAUUUUAGAGCUA